Messenger RNA from Alternaria arbusti, 888 nucleotides. RefSeq lists its product as uncharacterized. The coding region runs from base 1 to 888 and encodes 295 amino acids. The record is from RefSeq and is a predicted model, not a curated record. NCBI's taxonomy places the organism in Eukaryota, Fungi, Ascomycota, Dothideomycetes, Pleosporales, Pleosporaceae. The transcript has 2 exons.
AUGACGCACGCCGCCUCCAAAGACGACCUGCGCGUCAGCACGCUCUUCGACUACACCUCGCACGUCGUCCUCGUAACCGGCGGCGCCACCGGCCUAGGCGAAAUGGCCGCGCAAGCCUUCAUCCAAAACGGCGCGCGCGUCUUCAUCGCAUCCCGCAAAGAAUCCGAACUCGCCUCCACAACCGCGCGCCUCAACGCCCUCGGCCCCGGAAAAUGCUCCUACAUCGUCGCGGAUCUAAAGGACAAAGCCGGCUGCCUCGCCCUCUGCACGGAGUUGAAGAAGCAAACGGACCGCCUGACGGUGUUGGUGAACAACACGGGCGCGAGCUGGGGCGAUGAUUACUACAACUAUCCGGAACACGCGUGGGAUAAGCUGUAUGCGUUGAAUGUGAAGAGUAUAUUUUAUAUGACGGUGGAGUGCGAGGGGUUGUUGGCUAAGGGGGCGGAUGCGCAUAAUCCAAGCAGGGUCAUUAAUAUUGCUAGUAUGGCGGGUAUUACGACUGUGGAUGUUACGACGGGCGAGGGUGGGGGGUUGAGUAAUCCGGGGACUGGGACUUAUAGCUACGGCCCAGCAAAAGCAGCAUGCAUCCACCUCACCAAGAUGCAAGCCUCGAAACUCGCCCCGAAGAAUAUCAUGGUCAACGUCAUUUGUCCAGGCGUUUUCCCCUCGCGCAUGACGAACUUUGGCCUAGAGAAAUUCGCAGAUGCGUUGACGGCGGGACAGCCGACUGGCCGCAUUGGCAAGCCGAGUGACUUUGGUGGGCUGGUCUUGUUCUUGAGCAGUAAAGCGAGUGCGCAUAUCACGGGUAAUGCCGUUGAGAUGGAUGGCGGUGCUACUUUGACGGGAUGGAGGGGCAAGGUAGGAGGGAGUGGGGAGAGCAAGCUGUGA